This is a messenger RNA of Trifolium pratense (red clover), 1555 nucleotides long. RefSeq names its product cullin-1-like. The record is from RefSeq and is a predicted model, not a curated record. Gene Ontology annotation, cellular component: cullin-RING ubiquitin ligase complex. Gene Ontology annotation, biological process: ubiquitin-dependent protein catabolic process; protein ubiquitination. NCBI's taxonomy places the organism in Eukaryota, Viridiplantae, Streptophyta, Magnoliopsida, Fabales, Fabaceae. The transcript is spliced from 7 exons. Gene Ontology annotation, molecular function: ubiquitin protein ligase binding. The coding region runs from base 58 to 1089 and encodes 343 amino acids.
AACUCGUCUGCUUUUGGAAUCAAUAACCACAUACAUUCAUCGUCUCAGUUCAAGUCUAUGGCAACAACAAUGGACCAAAGAAGAAUCAUUGGUUUUGAUAAAGGUUGGGAGCGUAUUGAAAUCGGUAUUGCGAAAUUGAUCAGAGAAGUGGAAGGAUCACCAAACACUGAGUUCAGUUCAGAGGAAUACAUGAUGUUGUAUACAACCAUUUAUAACAUGUGCGGGUAUGGGCAGCAUGGCUUCUCACAAAAUCUUUAUGACGAAUGCGAGGAGACUAUUCCGCAUGGCUUCUCACAAAAUCUUUGUGACGAAUGUAAGGAGACUAUUCGGUAUGGCUUCUCACAAAAUCUUUGGGAGAAAUGCCAAAAUCUUUAUGCCAAAUGGAAGGAGACUAUUCAGCAUGGGGUCUCACGAAAUCUUUGUGACAAAUGUGAGGAGACUAUUCGGCAUGGCUUCUCACAAAAUUGUUAUGACAAAUGCAAGGAGACUAUUCGGCAUGACUUCUCACCAAAUCUUUAUGACAAAUGCAAGGAGACUAUUGAUGAAUUCAAUAGAUCUAAUGUUUUGCCUUUUUUAAGUGGAAAGCUUGAUGAGUUGUUGCUGAGAGAGCUUGUUCAGAGAAUGUUAAUCCAUAAGACCUUUGUUACUCGGCUUUCACAUCUCUUUGCUGUUCUUAAACGCUACAUUGUAGCACGCUCCCUGCCUCCACUAAAUAAACUUGGUCUUUCUUCUUUCCGCGAUGUGGUUUUUAUGGAGGUACAUGCUAAUGCUACAAAAGCUGUGAUUGAUCUGAUUCGCAAAGAUCGUGCUGGUGAACAGAUUGACAAAUUGUUGUUGAAGAAUGUUAUUGAUAUAUUCGUUGAGAUCGGCAUGGGUGACAUAGAACUGCUUGACGAAACUGCCAAUGACUACAAACGUAAGGCUGAGCCUGAGCCUGAGCCCGAGCCCCUGGCUAAAACAUGCGAGACAAUGUUUGAUAUCAAAGCAUUCAAGAAGUCAAUUGAGGGUCUCAUCACCCUGAACUACAUACGUCAAGAAGGACAAGUGGUGCAAAUUGAGAAAGAUGCUAAGAUUACUGAAGUUGUCUGAAUUUGUUUCCUAGGAAAGUACCGUUGAGAAUUCCCGCGGUUACAUAAUGCUAGUUGUAAAUGGCUGUAGUCGGCUACUUAAAUCAGUGAUUGGAGUAUCUUAGUACUAGUAUUGAUUAUUUUUUGCUUGCAUGAUGAGUUAGUUAUUGAUUAUUAUGGUUUUAUUUGGAAUAAGAGUGAUCACAACCACAAAUGUAAAAGGUUUAGGCACACAUACAAAAUUUUGAGAAGUAGAUGUUGUCCUGUAGUUGGUUAUGGAUGUCAUGUGACACUCAACCUUUUAUCACUCGGAAUUGACACUAACUAAACAUAGUUCAAUGAUUGUCCUUCAAAUUUGUUGAUUGUCAUAACAUAAGACAAUAGGAAUUUGCCUUAUACUUAGCUUGAAGGUCCAUAGAGAUUGUGUCGGAGUCAUUAAUAUAGGAAAAGGGGUCUUAAUUUUUCAAUAAUGUAAAGACAAUACAAGA